AUGUUGAAGACAACGAUAGAACAUUUCAAACAAAAGGGAAAGUUCUUUUGUUAUACAACGUAUUGGCAGAUUUUAAAGACGUUUGUGUAUCAUUGCACCAAAUUCUUUUGGAAUUCAAAAAAGAUAAUGACUCAAUAUGAGCGAAAACGAUGGCCAAGCAAUGACGGGCAUGAAGAUGGAAAUCGUAUUCAACAAAAUUUUGAUGGAGUUUCAUUGAUGCAUGAUCUUGCAUUGUAUGAGAAACAACGACAUGGUAUUUUAAUCAAACUCAAAAAGGUGUUCGAUAGUCAUCUUUUGAUUGGAGAAGAAUUCAAAAUUAAAUCUUCCAGAAUUAAAACAUGUCUAUGCGGAGAAAUUAAAGAUGUAUUCGUGACAUCUUUUCGGAUGAUAGAUGAUUUGGAGAGGGAUUCUCCAAGAUUGGAAUUUGAUAUGAGCUGCAUUGUUUUUCUUGGAUAUGGAUUUCCCAUUCAUAUCAAACUCGAAUAUAAGAACUAUCUGGAGCAAAGAGAAAACAUUACAGAACGUAUUUAUUUGAACAAUAAGGAACUGUUUUGCAAUGAGUUAAACAAAGUAGAGCAAUUCAAGACAAGUACAAUGAGUUUUUUAACAAGGCAUCUACUUCAUAACAAACCUGAUGAUUUGAAAGUACAUGAUCGAUUAGACAAGCAGUUAGUUUUUAAUACAAUUUUAUACAAUUUAUUUUCUGGAUUUUUGCCAGAAGAUGUCAUGAUCAAGUUCAAAGAACUAUCUAUGAUAUCUUCUCAGCCUGAAUUUUGUGUUUAUUGGAAUUUCGAACUACAAAACGUUGAGGAAUACAAACAAAAACAUUACAAUGACAAUCCAGAAUACGAAACUCAUCCUAACAACAAGACACACGCUCAGCAUCCACGCCAACCACUAAAAAGACCAAGAAAUAACAACAUUCCAUACACCUGUACAUUUCUCUAA
Messenger RNA from Naegleria fowleri, 948 nucleotides. RefSeq lists its product as uncharacterized. Bases 1 to 948 code for a protein of 315 amino acids. The transcript has a single exon. NCBI's taxonomy places the organism in Eukaryota, Heterolobosea, Eutetramitea, Acrasida, Naegleriidae. The record is from RefSeq and is a predicted model, not a curated record.